UGUGACGUCACUUCCACCUGCGCCAUUAGCCGCCGUUUCCUUUGUUAGGAUAAGUAGAAAAGCUUGGGCACGCGUUUCCAGCUCCACUCUCUUGCACUUGCUGUUUGAGUUCUCCGCAGAAGUCCUGUAACCCGUGAGCAACAUGGAUAUUAAUAACAGCAACGCCAAGCGUAAGAACAGCGCCGGAGACAGUAAAUAUCUGCCGGAGUUACUGGCGGAGAAAGACAGCCUGGACUCCUCUUUCACGCACGCCAUGAAGCUCCUCUCUGCGGAGAUUGAAAGGGUCCAGAAAGGUGAGCCUAAAAAAGAAUCUGAGACGUAUCUGGAUCUGUUUACCGCCAAGAACGUGAGGGUGAAAGAGAGAGUGCUCAUUCCUGUAAAACAAUACCCUCGGUUCAAUUUUGUGGGAAAGAUUCUGGGGCCGCAGGGCAGCACCAUCAAACGUCUGCAGGAGGACACCGGCGCAAAGAUCUCAGUGCUGGGCAAAGGAUCCAUGAGAGAUAAGAACAAGGAAGAGGAGCUGAGGAAGGGUGGAGAUCCGAAGUAUGCACACUUGGCCAUGGAGCUGCACGUGCACAUCGAGGUUUUUGCUCCAAUUCCGGAUUGUUAUCUGCGUAUGGCUCAUGCCAUGGAUGAGGUCAAGAAGUUCCUAAUGCCUGUGGAAGGGCUUGAGGAGAUGCACCCGGAUGCAUUCAUGGAUCCAGGGUUUCUGAACGGCUCUCAGGAUAUUCAUGGCCCUGGCAGAGGUCUCCCUCAUGGCCGAGGCCGUGGUGGCCCACCACCCCCAAUGGGACCUAGGGGUCGUGGUAUGCCGCCUCGUGGAGCACCACGUGGAGGAGCACCAAGAGGAGGUCCAGGGCGUGGAGCUGCAGCGAGGGGGGCCCCCGCCGGAAGAGGUGGUCCUCCAUCCCAAACACCAGCCAGAGGAGGCACAGCCGCUCGCUCAAGACCACCAGCCUCGACUCAGAGGAUGACACCAGCAACCGCUCUCUCCCACCAACAGCACCCAGCCAAACCUGAAACCUACGGGGAAUAUGCAUAUGAAGAACCAUACGCAGAGCCUUCCUAUGAAGGGUAUGAGAGCUACUACAGUCAGCCUGCUCCACAGCAAGACACAGAGUAUUAUGAUUACGGUCACGGAGAGGCACAAGAAACUUACGAGUCUUACACUGAAGAUGACUGGGAGGGCGGAGCUUGGGGCGGCGCUGGUGGAAAGGCUCCGGCUGCCCGACAGGGCAAAACGUUUCGGGAACAUCCAUAUGGCAGAUACUGAGAGCUGUUCGUCACUACGGUUGCCUGGCAACUUCCUCCCCUCCUAACCUCUUGUAACCACCUAAAGUAAUUCUAGUUGUUAUUUUUGUAUUCCGUUUUGGUUAAGAAUCCUUUUUAAUAUUCUGAAUCUACUCUAAGUUCGACGUGACACAUUUUAGAUUUGCAAUUAUAUGCUGUGCUUAUUCUCUUUGGAAUUUUUUUUUUUUUUGCUGUUUUUCAUUUAUUUUAAUGCUUUAGUGUUUCUUCUGAAAAAGUUGAUACCUGAAUGCUAGAUAAUUAGCUGAUGGCCAUGUGUAAAAUGACUUUCUAAAAAGAAGAAAACUGCUUGUUAAUGUCACUUAUUCCAAAUGCGCUUUUGCAAGGCACAACAAAAACUCUUUGAGGAAUGCACAAAAAUAUUAGUUCCUGUACAAACCAACAUGUUACUUAUUUUUCAAAGAACAUAUUCCAUUUGGUUUGAGGCUAUUUAUUGUUGAAAGUCUCGUAAAAACAUUAAAACUUCGCAUCUACUGAUUCGUUUUGUUAAAUGAGCAAAACAAAUAUCGCAAAGUUUGUAGUUUACUUGUAGUCUGACGAAAAGUACAACUCUCUCAAAUCUUUGUACGUACAAUACUCAAAUAUUAGAAACUUGUUCUUUGGUGUUUAUAGGUUUGCAGUUUCCGAAAUAUUAGCAAAAUUGUGUGCAUUUCCUAACUAGGGAACUAAAUAUGUCCAUAAUGUCUCCCUGUCAGUUUGUCAAUAAAGCAUAGUUUUCUUUUACAGCCUUCAAAA
Cyprinus carpio (common carp) is the source of this 2043-nucleotide messenger RNA. RefSeq names its product KH domain-containing, RNA-binding, signal transduction-associated protein 1-like. The record is from RefSeq and is a predicted model, not a curated record. Gene Ontology annotation, cellular component: nucleus. Gene Ontology annotation, biological process: regulation of alternative mRNA splicing, via spliceosome. Gene Ontology annotation, molecular function: mRNA binding; poly(A) binding. Lineage: Eukaryota; Metazoa; Chordata; Actinopteri; Cypriniformes; Cyprinidae.